CCAAUUUUGGGUGACUAAAACAUCAACCCAAUGCUGAUCAAAAUUGAUGAUUAGCUUUUUCUUGAAGUGAAAUUGAUCUUGUUGUAUGAUUUCAGUUCUUGUUUUUGUUUUUCUAGGGAUUUCAAUUUUGAUUUGAAGAAGAAAUGGAGGGAGUAGAUUACUUGAUCGAUGAGAGGAAGAAGGCGCAGUUCGAUGUGGAAGCCAUGAAAGUUGCUUGGGCUGGUUCUCGUGAAACUCUUGAAGUCUCUAAUCGUAUGGCCAAGCUCGUCGCUAAUGAUCCGGUCUUUGAGAAGUUUACUAGGCCUAUGCUUGGUAGGAAAGAGUUGUUCAAGAAUACUCUUAGAAAGGCUGCUCAUGGAUGGAAGCUGAUUGUUGAUCUUCGUCUAACUGUUUUAUGUAAUCAUCAUUGUUUUCACUUGACUGUGCAAUUCUUAUUAAUCUCAGAAGAAGAGGCCAAAUGGCUGCGGCUUUAUAUCGACGAACCUGCUUACACUGAUCUUCACUGGGGAAUGUUCAUUCCAGCUAUAGAAGGGCAAGGCACCGAGGAACAAAAAAAGAAAUGGUUGCCAUUGGCGCAAAAGAUGAAAAUUAUUGGCUGUUAUGCACAAACGGAACUUGGUCAUGGGUCCAACGUGCAAGGUCUUGAAACAACCGCAACAUUUGAUCCCCAAGCGGAUGAGUUUGUUAUUCACAGUCCUACUUUAACAUCAAGCAAAUGGUGGCCUGGUGGAUUGGGUAAAGCAUCAACACAUGCUCUCGUUUAUGCUCGCCUCAUAGUAGGUGGUGAAUUUCAUGGAGUUCAUGGCUUUAUUGUCCAACUAAGGAGCUUGGAGGAUCACUCACCUCUUCCUGGCAUUACUGUUGGUGAUAUUGGGCUGAAGUUUGGAAAUGGGGCAUAUAACACCAUGGAUAAUGGUGUGCUAAGAUUUGAUCAUGUGCGUAUCCCACGGAACCAGAUGUUGAUGAGGGUGUCACAGGUUACAAAGGAAGGGAAAUACAUGCAAUCUGAUGUUCCUCGACAACUCAUUUAUGGGACUAUGGUGUAUGUUAGGCAAACAAUUGUAGCUGAUGCUUCCAAGGCAUUAUCUCGUGCAGUUUGUAUUGCUACAAGAUAUAGUGCCGUCCGUAGACAGUUUGGCUCACGUAAUGGUGGGCCUGAGACGCAGGUGAUAGAUUACAAAACUCAGCAAAGUAGACUCUUCCCUUUGCUGGCUUCUGCUUAUGCCUUUAGAUUUGUUGGUGAAUGGUUGAAAUGGUUGUACACGGACGUGAAGCAAAGGUUAGAAGCUAACGACUUCUCAACCUUGCCCGAGGCGCAUGCAUGUACUGCAGGCUUGAAGUCCUUGACAACUACCGCAACAGCUGAUGGAAUUGAAGAAUGUCGAAAACUAUGUGGUGGUCAUGGCUACCUUGUCAGUAGUGGGCUUCCUGAACUCUUUGCGGUUUACAUUCCUGCUUGUACGUAUGAAGGGGACAACGUUGUCCUGUUGCUACAGGUUGCGAGGUUUCUUGUGAAGACAGUCUCGGAGCUGGGAUAUAAACAGCCAGUUGGGACAACAGCUUAUAUGGGACGAAUGGCAGCACUGAUGCAGAACAAUUGUGCUGUUCGAACCGCUGAGGACUGGCUAAAUCCUGGUGCAAUAGUUGAAGCAUUUGAGGUAAGGGCUGCUAGAAUGAGUGUUGCCUGUGGCCAACGGUUAGCCAAGUUUGAAAAUCCAGAAGAAGGUUUUGCAGAACUAGCGUCUGAUUUAGUUGAGGCAUCAGUUGCUCACUGCCAACUGAUUGUUGUGUCCAAGUUUAUCGAGAAACUGAAACAAGACAUCCCCGGAAAGGGAGUGAAACAAUCGUUAGAGAUACUGUGCUAUGUCUAUGCAUUGUUUCUUCUUCACAAGCAUCAAGGUGAUUUCUUGGCCAUCGGGUAUCUUACGCCCAAACAGGCCUUACUUGCUAACGAUCAACUCAGAACCUUGUACUCCAAGGUCCGUCCAAAUGCAAUAGUGUUGGUUGAUUCAUUCAACUACACCGAUCACUAUCUGGGUUCAAUUCUUGGGCGUUAUGAUGGGAAUGUAUAUCCGAAACUCUACGAUGCUGCUUGGCAAGAUCCUCUGAACGAUUCAGAUGUAGCUGACGGCUUCCAUCAGUACGUUCAACCAAUUCUCAAGCAGAAGCUACACUCCGCUAAGCUAUAAAACACCCGUAGCUGCCCUAAGUGUUCAAAAGAUUUCGGUAUUAAGAUAUCAUUUUUACCAUUUCGUUUGAAGCGGGAAGAGUAAGAUAGAAGAGCCUUUAGGCCUUAUGUUGAUGCUGGUAUGCGUCUUUACCUACUUUGCAACGCUGUUCCUGCUUUUAAUCGUUGUCGAAAAAGUUGAAACGAUGGUCUUCUGGAUUUACUCACACCAAAAUUAUGUGGAUUUGAUUAUAUUUUACCAUCCUGAAUGAAAAUUAUAAUAAGUUCAUAUGUCAUUUUAGGUGAAUUGAUUUGA
This is a messenger RNA of Cynara cardunculus var. scolymus (artichoke), 2483 nucleotides long. Its product is annotated as peroxisomal acyl-coenzyme A oxidase 1-like. Gene Ontology annotation, cellular component: peroxisome. The transcript has 14 exons. The coding region runs from base 144 to 2189 and encodes 681 amino acids. The record is from RefSeq and is a predicted model, not a curated record. Gene Ontology annotation, molecular function: acyl-CoA oxidase activity; FAD binding; fatty acid binding. Gene Ontology annotation, biological process: lipid homeostasis; long-chain fatty acid metabolic process; fatty acid beta-oxidation using acyl-CoA oxidase. NCBI's taxonomy places the organism in Eukaryota, Viridiplantae, Streptophyta, Magnoliopsida, Asterales, Asteraceae.